AAAAGUGUUUUCAGGAAGAAAAAGAACAAAGUGAAAAUUCAAAUUUCAAACAAAUGAAGUGACAGUUAGGAUUGUUUGUUUAUUAACCUCAAUUAUAUUAAUCAAAUUUCCUAAAAUUUCCUAAAAGUGUUAUGAAAAUCUAUAAUUUAUUGUUCGGUUGCUGAAAGCAAUCCUUUUCAUGUUAUUGACAUAAGAAUAUAGUAACUGAAACUUCUGAAAAAAAACUACUGCAAUGACUGAACUAAUCAUUCCUCCUAGCCUUAUUGAUAAACUAGGACAUAAUAUAUCAGAAAUUCGAGAAAGAGCAUUAAUUUCUCUUUUGUCCAAAAUUGACAACGGAUACAGAUUUGAGAAUAACUUGGCUCAAAGCAAGAACAUGCUUACGAAGCUCUUCGAGUGGUUCCUUUUUGAUCCUUGUCCACAUGAGGAGAUGGUUCUGGCACUCAUUAAGAGAAUACUACUUACAGAUAGUGGUUCUAUUCUGAUCAACCACUAUGGUCCAAAUACUAUCAAAAAAGAAUUGAAACAAGUAAAAGACUGUGUGGAGCCCCAUUAUCAAUCAUUAGUACAGGACUUGUUUGACAUUGUUGAUGCGUUUAAGGAGCAAGAAGUAGUACCACCACUUGUUAGUGAUGUUCCUUUAAGUUAUAGAUCAGGCCAAAGUUCUAGAACAAAGUCUGCUAACGAUAGGACAGCUACUAGUUUUGGAGGUUAUAUUAGUAAGGGUCCUUCUGUGGAAAUGGAGGGUGGGAAUCCAAAAGAAACAUUCACUGUAGAAAGAAAUUCGAAGUCAUCUCCCCCUAUACACCCAAAUGUAGAUGAUCUUCUACCUAAUUAUGUAUUUCGGUGGCAGCCUUUGAUAGAAGCAGAUAGACAGGUACUCAAUACAUUAGAAAACUCCUUACGAAAUCCACCACAACCAUCGGAACUGUUACACUCCUGUGAGUUUUUCACCGACGUUCUUUUGCAUGACUUCCCUGCUGAAGUGUUCCUGCAAAGACCUACAAUAGUUCUCUUAUUACAAGAUAUUUUACUUUGUACAUUGUCAACUAGAGUAAGUGCUUCAGUUUUGAAUUGCCUCACUCAUUUAACGAAAGCUCUCGUACAAAGGAUAGGACAUUGUAAUGAUCCUUGCUUACGUUGUUUGAAAGAAUAUAAACCAUCAUCUGUCAUAUGCUCACCAUCAAAUUCCCAAACUCAAUCUUCUAUCGGAGAAAUUGAAUUCAAGGAGGAUUAUAAAUCCUUGAAAGAGUGUGAAAUUUCAACUACGAAAUACUGUCUGACAACUUUGAAGUGUAUUUUGGACUAUUUAAUAAUAAAACCUGAGAGUUUAAGAGAUACAGCUAAAAAAAAGUAUACCAAUUUGUACAAGGGGAUGAUUCUUAUCGAGCAUUUGUUGUAUUUGCUAAAAAGAUGUUUCUGUUGUGAAAUAUUCAACGUUCAACCAAUUGGGACAUCUUAUGAAAUAUUAAAAGAGUUGAAUCAAUGUUUGAUAUGUUUUGGGGAUCUUAUGGAGAAUUAUAGAAUUGAAGUGAAUACGAAUGAAAUAAACGCUAAAUUAAGAGCGAUUCAGAUAUGUAUAUUACAUCAUUGCAUGUAUUUCUUGGAAAAUUUCAUUCCAUCUGAAAGAAGCAUCCAUCUUCUCCCCAAAUGCUUGAAGAAUUCACUCACAAUGAGUUUAUUGGACAUUCCGAUUGCUAAAUUAUACCCCAAACUUCACCAAGAUAUACUGAAUUAUGUCCAGACAUUUUCCAAAUCUAAAGAAUCGGAAAACUUGGAAAAAUUUCAUAUUGUGAACGAUGUGUGUGAAAGUAUGUCCGCCUCUGUUGAACUGAUGCGAAAUCAUGAUGUCUACUGCUUUUCAAAACUCAUCGGUUUAGCGAAAAACGGGAUUCUUUCCCUGCAAUUUCACGAAAACCUAGCCUUUGUGAGAAUUGCUGUUGAAACAUGCGCAACUAAAUUCAACUUGCAUACUAAUGAAGAGGAUGCUCUCAUCAUGGAAGAUGUCUUGCUAAGUCUUCUUUCGCAUCAUAUCGAGGAAGUCGUAGAGUACACCUACGAACUAUGCUACAAAAAGGUAAUAACUGCCAUUGGACCCAUGUUGAAUUUCAACGGUUAUGGAGUAUCAAGCAAUCAAGUAGUGUUUCUGCUGAGACCAAAAAUUCUGACUGAAAUUGCACAAUUUGGACUUUCAAAUAAAAACAAGCAAGUGCAGAAGUAUGCAGAAGAUAUUGUUAUACAUUUUUUAAAAUGCAAAAUUCUGGUGACGGAUGAUAUAUGGGAUAAAGUGAGGGCAGGAAUCAUUCCUUCGUUUCCAGUUCUUCUAGUUUACGCUUCCAAGAUUAAUCCAUUGGGGAGGACUCUGGUUAACGUAGUGGAUCCCGAUAUUGCCAAAGAUCUGAGGUUGCCAAUAAUUGAAGUGAUCAAAUCCAACAUCCUACUGAUGUAUUCUCCGGAGGACCUGGUGCGUGAUGAGGCCUUCUCCCGGUUGUGUUGGCUGCUAGCUCAACAGGAAAAUUCGAAAGAGCUUCUCCCUAGACUGAACAACGUAAAUGACAAAAUACUGAGCAAUAUAUGUCAGAUAUCCCCAGCGGUGUUCGAUGUGAACAAAUCGAAGAGUAGCGAGCGAUUUUACCAGCCAAGUAGCUUGCAUAACGUAUUGGAACUAUUAAAUUCAACAAAUGUUGAACCAGGAAUCCGUAGAUCGGCUCUAACACAAAUCAGUGUUAUGAUGGAAGAUUAUUUAUUGCACGAUAUAUUCAUUGAAAAAGGUGGGGUAGAGACAAUUAUGAAAAUCAUGAACAACGCAUUGAUUGAAGAAGAUUACACCAACUACGCAGAUUCUGUCAUACCCUCCGUCUCCAUUUUGAAAAGUAUUUGCCUUUAUGACAGUAAGGUUAGGUAUGAGCUUAGUCAUAACCUCAAUUUAUUCUAUUUCAUCCUACGAGGUAUGUUCUUGUUUUGUACUGAAGAAAGGAUGAGGAUAGACUCGAGUGUUUUGCUGUUCUUACUUUUAUACAGUAGUUUUCUCAGGGGAAGUCCAUCUAGAUCAAAUAUGGCGAUUCCUAAAGUGGUCCACGAUAAGUUAGCGACUCCCAUACGAUGCGAAAUUUAUGGAAAAACCAGUGAUUACACCGAUUGUGAUAUAACCGAAUUAAUCCUCUCCGAUAAAACCUGCUUGACUUCCAUACAAAUACAUUGGAAUUCAGAAGUAUACGGUGGUUUUCAGAAGUUAACCGAGCUUCAAAAUUUCACUGAACCGCAGGAUAUAAAGAUUACUGACCAACUCAAGAUGCAAACUAAGGAUCUUGUGCAGAUCAAAGUGUCGUGUAUUGAGUUUUCAAUCGGCGAAUGUUUGAAAGAAAUGGAAAGAGGUGAAUGCUAUGCGAAUUAUCAAGAAAUUCUGAGCGCUCUUAUCAUCUACGUGUAUCUGUAUCGUUUGUGGAAAAAAAAUGACGAAGGGUUCAUUUUGAAAUACCCAUGGGAAGAACAGUUUGGUAAAUUUUUGAGAAUUCUACCAUCCAGCGAAGACGACGUUGUUCUGUUACAAUCUGUGAUUAACUUUUUGAGGGAACUAGUUCCGUUUUAUAAGUCCACAGGGAAAAGUUCUUGGAUUUCAUCUAUAAUCAAGGAUCCAACACAAUAUUUAACAGAUAUGAUCGAUAUAGAUCAUAACUCUGAUGAACAUGCAAAGAUUCUCAGUAGGUCUCUUGUGGGAUUAGUAACGGAUUGCGCUUGUCAAGAACAACAUUUUAUAGAUUUCUACAUUGAAUCUGAUCCGGAAUCGACACCCAGUGACGAUUGGUCAGCAGUGAUAGAAAUGGUGACAGAUAACCUCAAACUUCAAGAUCCACAACAGUUGUACAACCUGGGUCACUUGGAUUCGCUGCUCUCAUGCCUGGUUCAUCUAUCGGCGAUGCUUGGAUGGAGUAAGGCAAGGAGAAAAAGUUGCUCCAAGGAAACUAUGAAAGACAUCAUAUCAGGCCUUUGCGACUUAGUCGACGCCUUUCACUAUGGUAAAGGACCUUCUGCUGCUGUAUCCUUGAUGGGACUGAGUAUCACCAGAAACGUUAUGCUGAUUCUAAACCAUAUUUUAGCAGAAAUUCAUCAUUCCGAAACGAAAAAUUGGGAUCUACUUUUCGUCGAAGAUGUUAAUCAACAAAAUAAAAUAUUCAACUUUAUCAUCCUGUGGGAAACAAGGGACGUUAUCCUCCGAGCGGCAGUUCUUCAAUUUUUCGCAGGUUUAUUUCAAUCUGCACGACUGGCUAGAGAUAUUGUGACAGAUUUGAGAAAGAAACAUAAGUGUUUAUGGUCAAUGACUCUGGACAUACUGCUGGAUAAUGAAGAGGCUGCUUUAGUGAGGGAAAAUGCUGCUCUAAUCAUGGCUAAUUUAUGCACACAUAGAAGAAUAGCAACUAAUGGCCUGCCCAGUUUACACAGCGAAUUAGUCGCGCUGGAAUAUAACAAGGAAUCUCAUACAAAUCCCGUCGAUAGUGUGUUAGAAGUACUCGAAAAGAAUGGAGCUGUCAAGCAACUAAAGACAAUAAUUUUGUGCCUAUACACAAAUAAUAUAUCAGACGUGAAAAUGCAAGAAAUACCCUCGAAAUCAUCGGGAUACCUCUACACAUACAGAAGUGGUUCCGAUAUUUCUGAGAAAACUUGGUCUUGCAACAGUGGAAGUACAAAUGAACAAUUGAAUCUAGUGACCCCUAGUCUGAUGAAGACGACGAUUGUUUUCUUACACAAUCUGAUUGAAAUGACCGGUCAACCGUAUGUUGACUACAUCAAUGACGGUGGAUUGAUUAAAUUGAUUUUUAGAUCAAUUUGCGUACCGUCCAUAGAAAUAAAGAAUACUCGAGAACUCUCUUUGUACAUUGAAAUAUUAGAGAUGAAUUCCGAAAUAUGUUUUUUUCUGAACAGAGCCGUGAGGUUUAGUCCUGGAUGUUUAGGUACUAUUUUGCACACGAAAGACUGCUUCAACGUAUUCAUAUCGUUACUUAAUCCGAAGAUGUACCACACCCAUCUACCACAACUCGUUUAUCUUCGCAAUAAAGUAUGGACAGAAAUGUUUAACCUUGUCGGAACUCUCCUCGAGUGUGGUUGCCAGGUGGAAGAUCCAAAACGAGCAUUUGAAAUCUUGGCUAUAGUUCUAGAAGCCGUUUACAACUGCGGUCCGAUGAAUUUAGUCGCAACCGUAUGCGAAGCUAUAGAAUCGUUUGGAGCUACCGACUUACAGAUUUCCGUGUUAUCGGCUUUGACACUUAUGCUACAAGUUGAGUGUUCAUACACAUUGAUCAAGAAUCAUGGAGGCAAUUCGACGAUGAAACAUUCGAUGAAGGAUUUGCUGGACACGGUAAAAUCGCCGAGCAUUGGACAAGUAGAUGAGAAUAUUGAGAUAAAAGACCCGCAAGUCACUAAAUCCCAGCAGGCUACCAAAUAUAAAAUGAAUCUUUUGGAAAAACUCUAUUUCGGGGAAAACGAUGAAAAACCAAUACUUAAACCAAUAGAUUCCACCGAAACAAAGUCAUCCACCACCAAGAAGAAGUGCCCGGUAUCUGGCGUCCAUAUUUGUAAACUCUUGUUGCAUUUGUAUGACAUUUACGAUUUGAAGUCGAGCAAGGAGAGCAACCAGAAACAGAUCAUUUUGGCAGCAACGUCCAGUAUAUUGUGCGUUUCUACUGAAGCUAAAUAUUACGCGUUAGAUACAGGGUUUCUCCAGAAAAUUAUAGAGAGUUUGAAGGAGCUGAGCAUCAAACUCAGUCUUGAAUCGAUCGACUGCUUCAGAAGGGUAAGUGAUAAGAAGAGGAUAUCUCCAAUGCUGAAAGAUCUUGAUUGUGUUACUGGACUGCUGACGAAUUUUCUGAUGGAAAAUGUUUCCGUGAAGUGUGAAGCGGCUGCUUUAGGUUUAACUGACAUAAUACAUAAAGUGUGGAAUUGGUUUGCGAUACAAAAAUCGGCAUUGGUUAAUGUGUUGAAAAUGCUGUCAACCUUCACGACGAAUUGUCCGUUCGCCUGUCAGACACUUCCAUACACUAGUUCAGUAGCUGGUACAGGGCCGAGGAAGAACACUAGUAGUGUUUCUCUACUACACGUUAUAGUGUCGGUGGUUUUGGGAGAAAUGGACAUGUUGAGUAAAACUCACGAAAUACUACCUCUACGUUUAUGUUUUAACAUACUUCAGAACUGCUGCCCUGUAUUGGAGUGCAGGAUAUGCAUAACAAAAACUUCCCUGGUACAAGGUUUGUCGAAGUUGCAUCCAUCUGUUUCAAAACAACAGAAACCUUGGGAGACAGUUGAACUAAUUUGGUUAGAAUUCCUACAAAUAUUCACGGUGUAUCCCGAAGGACAAAUGUACAUAGGAAAACUGCCAGAUGUUUUAGAUUUAGUCAUAAGUUUGACGCAAGGUAAUAGGCCGCAAAACAGAAUGAUUGCACUCAGGGUUCUACAAAAUAUAGCAUUUUAUACGCCUAACAGAGCAAGACUUUUAACGACGCCCAAUUUUAUAAAUACACUAGUCACCAAAUUGGAAAAUGGAACUACUGCAGAAAAAGUAAUUGUAGUUAAUACAAUGUGGGCACUUGCAGCAAAUAAUAUGAAAGCAAAGACUGUGUUCAAAUCGUGUAGAUUGGAUGCGAAGCUUGCCGAAGCACUAAAGAAGGUUCAGUUGUUGAAUGACGAUUCUUUAAGUAAGGAUGAAAUUGAGAGGAUGCAGUAUGUAUUGGAUAUACUGAAAGAUUCAGAUCGAUGUAAAUAGUACAUAUGUAUAUUUUUAUAGAUAUCAUUGUUUUAUUGUAAUUUAUAUUUCUAUACUUAAUAAAGUGUUUAAAUUUU
Messenger RNA from Coccinella septempunctata (seven-spotted ladybird), 6831 nucleotides. It is a transcript of the gene ana3, whose product is annotated as rotatin. The record is from RefSeq and is a predicted model, not a curated record. NCBI's taxonomy places the organism in Eukaryota, Metazoa, Arthropoda, Insecta, Coleoptera, Coccinellidae. The coding region runs from base 233 to 6754 and encodes 2173 amino acids. Gene Ontology annotation, biological process: centriole replication; centriole-centriole cohesion; ciliary basal body organization. The transcript has 2 exons. Gene Ontology annotation, cellular component: centriole; centrosome; ciliary basal body.